CGCCGCUAAUGUAAAUCACACCGGUCUGUAUCUCUCUAUCGUGACAGAGCGCAUGUAUAGGUCCAUCAUGAUUCUACCGUUUACAAUUCCUGUUGCCUUUUUCAUCCUAUGCGCAGCUUCUGCUGUUCAGAGCACAUUCCUCGUGCACCAGUCCCCAGCUAUUCUGCGUGCAGCUGAAGGCACUCGCGUCAUCCUGAACUGCACCUUCCAGAGCGCGGGCACUUUGCCCAGUGUCGGGCAGGCCAGCUGGUGGCGUGGGCGCGUCCGGGAAGGCCAGCUCGUCUCCAACAGCAACUGGGUGUUCAAGGGCAGAGUGUUCGUUAGCGAGCUCGAGCUAUUCCUGAAUAGGAGCACGGUCUCGUUACAGAUAGCGGCGCUCCAGAGAUCUGACGCCGGCGUUUACUACUGCGAGGUGGAGUUUCUGCAGUAUGCCACACGCUACGGAGGAGGGACCACCCUGGAGGUCAUAGGAAAAGGCGACAAAGACGAAUACCCUCCCGUGUACCAGUACCCGCUGAUCAUCGAGGCUAACGAAGGAGAGGCAGCAGAGAUAGUCUGCGUUUGCUACGGAUCUCCUGACUGCCCGGAUCUGAGACUAGAUCUAGUCAGAGUGUCGGCUGGCAAAGAGGUCUCAGAGCUCAGCUCCUCUCUUCGGCGGAGAACGGAGAGCCGUCCGCUGGAGAGCUACAACAACGCUUCGGAGGUGUGCGUGCGGGUCACUGGCCUGGAAUACUCGGACUCCGGGGAGUAUAAGUGCCGGGGCUACAGCGGCAGCGGCAGUGUUAUCAUGAGCGGCAAUGCGACUACGGUGGCUGUAAAAAGCUCCUGGGCUGAGGUUCUCGUGGAUGAUGACUGCAGCGAGGACAGAGUCUGGAUCUUCGUUCGGAUCGCGAUCACACUCGCUCUGGCGGUCCUCUCUAUAGCAGCGGCCCUUCUGCCUGCCCGUACAGCGGAGUAGCUUCACCAGAGGAGCCUGCUUUGAACCGCCGCCCACCUGUCGCAAAAAGAACAUCCGAGCAAAUGUUUAGGAAUGAGAAGAGCCUGUUCAGCGCAUCCACCACGUGUCCUUACUAAUGGGAUCGAUUUUAAUAGGACAGAAUCUCAUUGUAUUUCAAAUCUAUUUACUUGACCUGUUCCACGCAUCACUCUUUGUGUGCCUUCUGUUCAGAAUGUGUUCAUUGCUAAGUUUGUAAUAAUAGGCCCGAUUCACAAAGCUUUAACGACUUACAGAUUUUUUUGUAACGUUUUUUAAUAACAGUUCUACUUUUAUUGGUGUGUGAAUGUAGAUUUGCAAUGCAGUAAUUAAUAAAUCUAUUUAAUAAAAAAUGACGUUUUUUUUAUUUAUUUUGUAUCCAGUAACAGGAAGCAUAGACGCUCGACCAAACAAGAAGGGCUUGAAUUGAGUUAGAAUAACUAAAAUCACAUUACAUUGAAAUACAUUUAUUCCAUGCAUUUCCUGACACUGCGCAUGCUGUCCUUGGUCCCGACCAAAUAUAGCAGUCGCUUAUUGUAAAUGACGUGUUUUAAUACAAGUUCACUUAACAUGAAUUGCCUGUCUGUGCGAAUUCUUUUUCCGCCCCAGUGGAAAUGUGACUGUGGUGGUCACUUCACACCAUCAGUAAUGUGGCUGUUAAGUCAGCACCGAUGUACAG
This is a messenger RNA of Acipenser ruthenus (sterlet), 1652 nucleotides long. RefSeq lists its product as uncharacterized. Gene Ontology annotation, biological process: immune response-activating cell surface receptor signaling pathway; positive regulation of natural killer cell mediated cytotoxicity. NCBI's taxonomy places the organism in Eukaryota, Metazoa, Chordata, Actinopteri, Acipenseriformes, Acipenseridae. The record is from RefSeq and is a predicted model, not a curated record. The transcript is spliced from 4 exons. The coding region runs from base 53 to 958 and encodes 301 amino acids.